Molecule: messenger RNA, 909 nt
Organism: Hyalella azteca
Lineage: Eukaryota; Metazoa; Arthropoda; Malacostraca; Amphipoda; Hyalellidae
Source: RefSeq, a predicted model, not a curated record
GUGCAGCUGAUGCCCCAAAAUGCGUCACAAAGUUCCUGUCGACUGUCUCUGCCAAAGAAUUUAUAGUCAGGAGCUCAGCGCCCUUGCUGGAUGUGUUCGAGGAGCCCUUCUUCCACCGCACGGUCACGUGGCGCGUGCACUGCCGUCUCGACGGUCAGACGUACCUCGCCACGUACGGCCACACCGAGACGUCUGACGAUGAGUUGACGGGGAUGACGUCAUCAGGAGACAUGGAUGAGGCUGCCACGUGGCUGUGGUGCGACCACCCGCACGUGAUGCGCGUGUGGGGCGUGGUUGUGGAUGAACCUACGCGCAACCUCUUCUACCUGCUCGAUACGCCCAUAGCUACGCUGGACCAGGUCGUGAAGCGCCUCAAGCUUCGCUCCAUGAGCAUCCCUGAGCCGCUCAUAUGGAGCGUGCUGGUGAGCGUGACGUCCGCUCUGCUCCAUGGGGCCCGUCACGGGCUCCGACGUGCCCCCCUGCUGCUGGGGAACGUCUUCCUCCUACGUCGGGGCAUCGCCGUCGAGAACGGGCUUACCAGCAAGAGCCCACUAGCUGCGUGCAGCUGCAACAACAACAGCAACAAAAACAACAACAACAACAUGACAGUCAGUCACCAACCCUCAACAACCAUCACUACUAAUAACAAUGACAACAAAAACAACUACUACCUCGAUGAUUGCCGUUUCGAUUCCAUUGCCAAAAACAAUGAAAACAAUAGCCAUGAAGAUACUUACAAUAUUGAUGUCUCCUAUGACAAUAACUAUAAUCACAGUGCCAGCUAUAACAUUGCCUUCAAUAACUACAAUAGCACCAAUAACUACAACAAAAUUAACAUUAACAAGAAAAACAACCACAAUAACUACGUCAAUACCAACAGUAACUGCAGCAUCACCGAAAAUGAACACG